Messenger RNA from Protopolystoma xenopodis, 789 nucleotides. NCBI's taxonomy places the organism in Eukaryota, Metazoa, Platyhelminthes, Monogenea, Polystomatidea, Polystomatidae. The record is from the annotation of a GenBank genome assembly.
AUGAGUUGUUGCAGAAACUUUUGGGACAACAAUUCAACCAGACGUAGCAACGUCGUUGGUGCUUUCCGCAAGUCCCCUUCAACGACUUCAAACGACGCUACAAUCUCCCCAUUCCGCCUAUCCUCUCACCUUCGCCUCAUUGUCGCUUUCUUUCGGCUCCCAUCUCGCCUCUCUUCCUCCUCCUCGUCGUCAGGCCGCCUCGGCAAGCCCGGCGACCGCGGCGAGCCCGGCGUCAAGGGACUGCCGACACCGUUUCCUGGUCCGUUCGGUCCGUCCGGCGCCCCCGGCCUGUCUGGACAGCGCGGCGAGCCCGGCUACCGAGGCCCGCCUGGCGACCAGGGCCCGACUGGUCGGCCCGGCAGAAACGGUACCAUCGGCCUUGGCGACGCGGGACAUUUGUUCGCUCUGCAUUCGCAGAAUGAAAAAGCUCCAGAAUGCCCUCCCUUCACCUCACCCCUCUACAACGGCUACAGCCUCGUCACGCUGCAAGGCGAUGGCGACAGUGUCACCAUGGACUUGGGCACUCCGGGCUCUUGUCUGCGCAAAUUCAGUCUGAUGCCCUACGUCAGCUGCUUCGCGGAAGCGAACGGACACUGUCAUGCCAACAUGCGCAACGGCCGAUCCUAUUGGCUGGCCACUCUUGAGCACUACAUGAUGCAGCCCAGACGCGUCGAGUACAUCGAGCCCAACACUGUAUGGCGCUCGGGUGACUUUUUUGCACAAGCCAUCAGUCGCAACCACAGUCGCAAGCCUCACUGGCUGUCUGGGGAGUCGAAAUCAUGCAUUUAG